AUGGGCGGAAAACUGCUGUACGUCUACGUUUUGCUAGCUUUGGUCACAAUUACCACAUGUAAACCUCGAAUGAAUACUCUGCAGAACUUUUUCAGGACAGGUGAGUUGUUAAAUAAAAAACUAGUUAAAACUGCUGUUCAUCAUCUAAGAAUUAAGUCAUAAACACUAAAAUCAGAACUAUAUUGAAAAGAGAUUUUGAAUAUGCCAGACUUUCCUUUCUUAAAAAAUAACUCACGAUCCCUGAGUCAUUUUCUCAGGAGUGUGUAAACCGUAGAAUCUUCAUGCAGAGAUAUAUGACAAAAAAAAACUAUUUCAGUCUCAGAAAAGGAUAAAAAGUUACGUACUUUUCCUUUUUUGUUAUAAACUUAUUCUCCCCUUAGUUUAUCCUUUUUAGGUUUAAUAUUUCUUUGCCGUUUCAGUGUGAUAUUUCCAAAAACGCUCCUCAUUCAUUCAUUUAGCUUGUUCCAGGCGUUCAGAUAGUGGGGAGCGGUGCGAAGUGAAAAGGAGCGCAAAAAAAAUAAAAGCGACUUUUUAUCGCUUUCUUUACUUCGCAUCGCUCUCCACUAUCUGAACGCUUGGAACAGGCUAUCAUUCAUUUAAAGAUCACCCCAAAAGAAUUUGAGCCGUAUACUAGGAAGCGUUUUGCCUGCUGCUUUUGUUGUUUCGUACAAGUAUAGGUUAAACGUACGGAAAAACGGGCAACAAAAAACGUGCAACUUGUUUUGCAACAUUGCUUUAAAACGAGUUGAAUAGCGAUGUUGCGCGUUUUGCCACCCACGUUCAAACCUGUUAACAACCUGAUUUGUUGCAAGACAGGUUUGAGAUGGGUGGUAAAACGCAACAUCACUAUUCACCUAGUUUUGCAGCAAUGUUGCAAAACAAGUUGCACGUUUUUUGUUGCCCGUUUUUCCGUACCCUUAGGAGGAGUUGGCGGGUAACAAUAUCAUCACGACUCAAUUGACCAACCAUGUCAAUAACCAGAGUUGUAUACAGUCAACUGACGUGAUACAACUCAAUUUGACUCUGAGGAUGACUACCAUGCAGGUACGUUGUGAAAACGCCAGUCACUGUCAACAACAGUCCUACUCAGGACUACGCUCAUUCGGACGAUCAUGCUCAACCUACUUAUAAAAUGACUCCAAGGUUAAAACCGUUCACAAAAAAUAUUGUUAUAUUAUAGUUACUGUAGUUUUUAUUGCAUCCAAUUUUGGCAAAAAUGAAAUAAAGAGUGACUAAACAAAUGGUCUGAAUGGUUGAAGAACAAAAGCCUAAUUUCUGACCUUCCCGAAAAGAAGGUGGGAGGUGAAUUAUUAUGGUGGUGGAUAUUCACCGAGACUAAAAGCUUCGAGGUAUUGCUUAGUAUUUACCAAAUCAGCUGGAUAAAGUUACAAAAGUCUUGAAUCAGGCAGUGUUUGUAAAUAUUUCCAGGAUUUUGUCAAUUGAAUUUUUCAUGUUUUUUUUGAGAAGUUAGUAGGAAGACAAUUUUCUAGCCGCCAAAUAACACCGUCAAGCCAAAUUUCCUCGCUUUCCAGGUAAUUGUUGGUACAGUUGCUUUUUUCGUCCCUUAAAUUUAUAAUUUAUUUCGUCUAAUUAAUAUGAAACUGGCGCGAAAAAAGACUGACGCCGGUUUGGGUCGCCCCAUAUAAGGAAAUCCAAGGCUUUCUUGGAUUCCAGAUACCAUGAAGCAAAAAAUUAAUUUACCGGAAUUCGGAAUCAAGAUUAUCGUACAUGGAGCAAAAUGGGAGCUAACAUAAACGCCUGAAAAUUGCUAUCUGCUGAUUUGGUAAGUACUAAUAAUAGUCAUCAGCUUUUGACCUAAAGAGAAUAACUAUUCUGUCUUAUUCUCUCUUGCUAUUGACCUAUUGUGUAGAAAUUACGAAAGGAGCAGACAAGCGAGCCAUUGCACGCUGCACAGACUUCUGCUCGACUUAUUCCAACUGCCAGGGAUUUGAUGCUUACGGAGAAUAUUUCAUUGUUUACGGACGUUGUCCUUCAGGACUGGUGUGCUGUUAUUAUUAUAAAUAUAGUAUCGACGAGUGA
Molecule: messenger RNA, 2040 nt
Organism: Porites evermanni
Lineage: Eukaryota; Metazoa; Cnidaria; Anthozoa; Scleractinia; Poritidae
Source: the annotation of a GenBank genome assembly